AGCGCGCAGGCCGGAGGAGUCCGCGGAGUGCGCCGCGCCCCUGCCCGCCCGGUCCGUGAGUCCGCUGUCGCCGAGCUGGCGGGGACGGUGCCCCGGGCGGCGGGCCGAGGCGGCGCGCGGCGGCGAGGGCGAUGCGGCCCGCCCGUCGCCUGAGCGCCCCCGAUGGCCCGGGGCCCGGCGGCCUGCGAAAGCGACACGCGCCUGCCGCUGGGCCGGGACGCCGUGCGGCCGGCGCCCGCGCUGCUGGCCCCCGCCGUACUGCUGGGCGCCGCGCUCGGCCUCGGCCUCGGCCUCUGGCUCGGCUGCCGCACCUCCCGGUCGCGCCUGCGGCAUCAGAAAGACGACGCUCAGAGUCUGCUCAAGAAUUUAGAGUCAAAUGUCCAGGACCCCUCGGAAACUGGCUCCCCAUCAAGGAGGAGGAGGAGGGAAGCCCAGACGUCAAAAGAGGAGCCUGUGGAUGAAUGUGAGUCGGCUUUCAACAGCAACAUCACAGCAUUUGCCCUGAAGGCCAAAGUCAUCUAUCCCAUCAAUCAGAAGUUCCGGCCACUGGCCGAUGGUUCCUCCAACCCUUCUCUGCACGAAAACUUAAAACAGGCUAUCUUGCCAAACCAGCCAGUGGAGGCUUCCCCCUCCAGCAGCCUGGGAAGCCUGAGCCAGGCUGAGAAGGAGGACUGCAGCUCCUCGUCCAGCAUCCACUCAACCACCAGCUAUGACAGGUUCCUGAGCCGCACCUUUGUCCGGGCCAACAGCUUCCCUGAGGCCCUGAUCUGUGAGAGUGUGGAUCUUGACCUGUGUAUCUAUAACCUUCACCUAAAAGAUCUGCUGCAUCUGGACAAGGCUCUGAGGCGGGAGAAGCACAUGAUGUUUAUUCAGAUUUUAAAAAUGUGCCUCCUUGAUCUUCUGCCUAAAAAGAAGUCUGAUGAUGAAUUAUACCAGAGGAUUCUUUCAAAGCAAGAAAAUGACUUGGAGGAAUUAGAAAAAGGACUUCAGGUCAAACUGUCAAACACGGAAAUGUUGGGGGCUGGUGAUUCUGAGUACAUCACUCUGGCAGAUGUGGAAAAGAAGGAGCGAGAAUAUGCUGAGCAGCUAAUAGAUAAUAUGGAAGCUUUCUGGAAACAGAUGGAAAACAUCCAGCACUUUCUUAUGGACCAAUUUAAGUGUUCGAGCUCCAAAGCCCGACAGCUCAUGAUGACGCUCACGGAAAGAAUGAUUGCAGCCGAAGGGUUAUUGCGUGAUUCUCAGGAUUUGCAGGCUCUGGACACCCUGGAGAGAACCAUGUGCCGGGCGCACAUGGCAAAGAUGAUCGAGUCUCUGAAACUCCAAAUCCAGGAGGAGACCAAAUGCCGACUGGCCGCCCUCUCCCACGGCCUGGAGCUGCUGACCAUCGAGGGGAAGCUCUCUGGGAGGCAGAAGGAGGAGCUGCUCACCCAGCAGCACAAGGCCUUCUGGGGGGAGGCGGAGCGUUUCAGCAGGGAUUUUGCCCAGCGAGGCAAAGGCCUGGUUAAGGCGUCAAUGGCUCGCCAAGCAGAGGAGAUGGCCAAGCUCACACUGGCCCAAGAAGAGGAAGAAAGGAGCUUCCUGGCUGAGGCUCAGCUGACCAUGGCCCCGGGAGAGUUCCUCCAGGCUUUUCACGGGGUUCUGGAGAGGCAGAGGUUGACCCAGAGUUCCCUGGAGGAAGAGGAGGACGUCAGAACUACUGAAGCCAUGGCUGUGCUCUGCCAGGAGCUGUACCGCAGCACCAUGGAAAUUUUCCAGAAGUUUGUGGACCUCCUUUUCCUCGAGACGCUGCCAGGGGUGACGGGCCUCUCCCGGGCAGAGUGUGAGUACUUGAGGCAGGAGGUCCAGGAGAACGCAGCUCGGCAGCUGGGGCAGUCAGAUCGCUUCCGGAAGCAGCAGUGGGAACUCUUCCAAGAUCUCCUGGAGCAAGACAAGCAGGUGUGGAUGGAGGAGCAUACCCUGUCCUCUGUGCUGCAGAUGCACCUGCAAGAUGACCAUGAGGGCAUCGUCCACCAGGUCUUGGGCCGACUCGGUGGCCUCAGUGAAGAGUCCACAUGGUGCAUCCUGCAGGGACAUGACCUUCUGCUGCGCUCUGCCCUCCGGAGGCUGGCUCUCCGGGGAAGCGCCAUCACCACGCUGACCCACAUGAGACUUUCCGGGAAAAAGAGCCUUCUCCAGGAGUUGCGUGAGCAGCAUGCCCUGGAGCAGGGCUCCUCCCAGUGUCUGGAUGAACAUCAGUGGCAGCUACUCAGAGCCUUGGAGGCGCGGGUCGUGGAGGAGGCCAGCAGGCUGGAGGAGGAGGGACAGCAGAUCCGGCUGCAGCUCCAGCAGCAGCUCCUGGCCGAGGCCCAGGAAGUCGGGCGGCUCCUGCAGCAGCAUACAGAGCAAGCUAUCGGGCAGGCGCUACUGGGGCAUGCUCGGAACGCAGCCACCAAGAGUCGGGCCAAGGACAGGGAUGACUUUCAGAGGACACUGACAGAGGCAGCCGUGGAGAGCGUUUACGUGACCAGCACUGGGGUCGACCGGCUCGUGCAAGCCUAUUACCAGCAGAUCAGGAAGGUCAUGGAGGACCAUGAGGAGAGGAGACUCCAGCAUCUGGAGACCCUGCAAGGUGAGAGAAUGGAGAAUUACAAGCUGCGGACAAAGCAAGGACCCGGGGAGCCUUCCUCAGGGACCCCAGUGGCGGGUGGAGCUGGCAAAGCCUGCAAGGCGGUCCAUCAGAGAAUGGAGGAGCAGCGGAAAACGUUUCUGGCCCAGUUCACCGUGCACCACCGGGUUCGCCUGGAUGCUUGGAAGCAGAAGGCAAGGGCUGUGGAUCAUCUGGAAGCCCAGCUCGAGGCCCAGCUGCAGGAAGCUGAGCAGAACUUCAUCUCUGAGCUGGCGGCCUUGGCCCGGGUGCCCCUUCCCCAAAGUAGACUGUCGCCAAGUAAGCGUGGACUGUCAGAGAAGCCUGUAAGGACGAGAAAGAAGAAGCCCCCACCCCGGGAGAAAGGGGACCCAGGGGGGCCCACUGACAAUGAUCCUGUCUUGGGGAGCCACCCCUCGGGAUCGCUCAGCAGCAAAAGGCUGAACCAGCAAGAAAAUGAAGCUGGUGAUGGCCAGAGCCCCAAGAGACUGCUGAGGGAAAGAAGCAACUUGUAGUUGGCGGCGGUAAGGGCUAAAGCCGAGAAGCCGGCCUGGACACUAUUGCCAGCCCCACCCGGGUGAGGCAGUGAGGGCCACUGGGGGAACGGGGUCCCCCUCUGCCUCCCAGGAUCGCUGCGAGGGGGCUGGACAGACUGAUGGACAGCGCCUGACAAGACCUUCAUGACCAGGGCGGACCCUCCUGCCUGUGGAAUUAGAAACCAAUGUGGGACACCUGUCUGCCGUUUUCUCUCUCUCUGGCUUAGAGAUGUGGCUUCCUUCCUCAGGGACCUCUUCCUCCUUCACUGUCUGAACCCCCCCCCAUGGUGUCCUGCUGUCCUCCGAGCCCACCCACCCAGUGUGAGGCAGCCUUACUCCAGCCCCAGGGUGCCCCUGCUCCCCAGGUGCUCCCAGAUGUUCUGCUGGGUGUGCAGGGGUCUCUGGGAGGGCUGGGGUCAUCUGGCCAGAUGCCUUUUCUCCACCAUUUCUGUCACCUCGUUCUGUCUGUUCCAUGAGAUGUGUCCUAUGCGCCAUGUCCCACACACCUGGCUACAGUGUUCUUAUCUGGACCCAUCCUGGUUUGGGUCAGCUAAUAGCUAAUGCCAGUCACUUUGGGGGUAAGUCUCAGGGUCCCAGAACCCUGACAGAGACUGUAGAAUCCCUGGCCUGUGGACCUAUGCCACCAGCCCUGGGGAACCGAGGCCCCACAGAUACAUCCUGACGCCUGUGCGGGUCUUCUGGGGGCAGCCCCACUCAGCCCUUGUACAUUCCCGGGGAGAAAGGAGACCCCAUUUCCGUGGUGGUUUCUGCUGCUCCCAGAGCUUCCAGACCAGCCCUAUUGAAACAACUGCCAGGUGAGGCCUUUCCCACCCGGAAAGAAAAUCACUCUUUUCAUUGAAAUCAGGGAUUCUCAACCUUGGCACUCUGGACAUUUUGGGUAAGAUAAUUCUUCGUUUGGGGGUAGGGGCUGUUCUGUACGUAGUGGGAUAAUUUGCGGCAUCCCUGGCCCCCCAGAUUCCAGCACUGCCCAGUCGUGGGAUCCAGACAUGUCUCCAGGGACAUGGCCAGAUGUUCCCUGGGAGGCAUCACCCCUGACCUGAGUCAAAGUGUGCCACCACCUGGGAAGUCCGGACAGAGUGGGCCCUGCGAGCCCCUGUCCUGGCGAUCUCCUGGGCCAUUUGUGGCCUGACUUUUUAUUUCUUAAAAUCUCAGUUAAACUCUCUCAGUCAGGAAAGAGUGGCUCUGGGACGGAAGCCAUCCGCUGUGCUUACCUGGCUUGUUAAGGAUGCUUCCCAUCAGAGCAUCGGGGCCCAGUGGGUCUGCCCACAGGCUCCCUCUUGUGGCUGAAUAAAGCAUUUCAUUAUUCUGCCGA
Molecule: messenger RNA, 4492 nt
Organism: Neogale vison (American mink)
Lineage: Eukaryota; Metazoa; Chordata; Mammalia; Carnivora; Mustelidae
Gene: EVC
Product: EvC ciliary complex subunit 1
Exons: 21
Coding region: 163-3138 (991 amino acids)
Biological process (GO): smoothened signaling pathway
Source: RefSeq, a predicted model, not a curated record